Messenger RNA from Glarea lozoyensis ATCC 20868, 2142 nucleotides. RefSeq lists its product as uncharacterized. The record is from RefSeq and is a predicted model, not a curated record. The coding region runs from base 1 to 2142 and encodes 713 amino acids. The transcript has 2 exons. Lineage: Eukaryota; Fungi; Ascomycota; Leotiomycetes; Helotiales; Helotiaceae.
AUGUCUGGAGGCGUGCACAACCUGCGAGCGAUGUUCGAGAACAAAAAUUCCGAGGAACGACCUGAGGAUAGAGGACGUUCUCCUGGCGGAAGUUCCAUGGGCGGUGCUAGCACAGGAACUUCACCUCGACCCCUUUCUAAAGUGCGAACCAGCUUCGUAGCAGUAGAACGAAGCGGACAAUUAGGGAAUCAGAUGGGACUGCGAAGAGACACCAGCGGAGAACCUAGCAUAUCACGAAGAAGAAGUAGCUUCAGUAUCGAGGGCGAAAGCACACGAGAUAUGUCAGAACCGAGGCAGGCAACGCGGCCAGACAUUGGGAAUCGACAGCGGAGCUCCCUUGCUGAGGAGACAAUCGCAGAGUCUCCAAUUGAGAAACAACCUCUGGACACGAAGAUGCAGGCGGCCAAUGGAUCUCCGAAGAAAGGGGAGGCCGUGAAUCCUGUGGCCAGCAAAACCGACGAAAAGCCUGCCUCCGCAAAUGGUACCACGUCUACUGCCACCAAGCCCAACGAGAAACCAGCUAUGAGGAAGGUGACUUCCAAGCCGGCUUCUAUAUCCACUGCGAAGCCUUCUGCCGCAUCCAAGCCUUCGCCAAAUAAAAGUCUGAAGUCACCAGCACCACCAAAGACACCGACCACACCUAGUAGGGCCACAAAAAAGGAACCGCCUACUAAGGCCCCAGCACCAAAAACAUCCAAAGCUUCCGUAGCACCCAACCAUACCUCCAAGCCUACAUCCAAACCUUUAAAAGCUUCGGUUCAGGGCUCAGCACCGAAGACACGGAUACAAGAGUCACCACCCCAGACGGGAUUCAAGAAACCUCGCCCAAAAUCUCCAACUCGGCCAGUCAAGCUUCCGGCAUCAUUGACAGCCCCUACUGCUUCUUCUGUGUCGAAGACCACUGUGUCUCCGCCGGCAGCAGCUCGACAAUCACUUAGUCGUGCAUCUGGCAAUACUCAGCACACAAAUUCAUUAGCUGCCCAUCAUGCCGCUUCGCGAUCUCCCAGCCGCGCCAGUGUUGCGACAACGAAGUCCACAUUGGGCCGCAAACCGUCAACUCUGAAGCAAAGCAGCAACCGGCCUUCGCUUGGUCCACCACCAGCUGCCAUAAAGAAGCAGCCUUCUCGAACAAGUCUUCCUCACCAACCCGCACCGGCUGACGAUUCUUUUCUCGCUCGGAUGAUGCGCCCAACAACUGCUUCGGCUUCGAAGACCGCUGAAAAGCCAGCCACGACCUCUCCACCGAAGAGAGCUCCAUCAGUUAAACGGCCUAUUACGAGAGAUGGGCUAAGCAAACCAAAUGACUCUUCCAAGGGCAGUCCGGCCAGAAAGAUUAGAGACCAUGUUCCUGCUAAAGUCUUGACAAAGUCAACAAAGCCGAUGGAGAAAGCUUUGAAGACGCCCACAUCAACGAUUGCUUCUGCUGCAACUAAGACGACUCCGAAGCGGGACCCCAAAACUUUGAAGAAAGCAUCAUCGGCGGCAGAGCCAGCCAAACCUUUGCCAAAGGAAAAGAAACCGGUUGAGGGAAAACCUCAAGACACGAGUUCCGUGGAGCAACCUGCGAUAUCCGAAGAAGCCGCAGAAGCUGAUGCUCAGCCAGAGCCUUCAACAGAUAAAGCUCAAGCCGUCGACGAGCAAGCAGCCGCGGUCGAAGAGUUAGCAAAGGAGGAACCGACGAUUCCUGAGACCAUCCAGGAAGAGCCUGUCGUGGAAAAAUCAGAAGUCAGCCAGGAAGUAACCUCGGAGUCUGCUAAAAAGCCUAGCAUAGAGCCUGUUGGUGUCAAAGGCGAAGCUCCUAAAGUGGAAAAGGCAGAAGCAGUGGACGAUAACGCAGGCAAAGCCGAUGUUAAUGUUUCUGAGCCUCAAGACCGUGAACCUUCUGCGGAUGAAGCGAGGGCCGGUGUCGUUGACGAUGAUGAGGAGGAGGAGGAAGAGGAAGAGGAGGAAGGGGACGAAGAGGAGGAAGAGGAGGAGGAAGAUUCCACCAAAGAUGUCGAAACACCGAGUUCUUCUUCCGAUAUGAAGCAUGAUGCGGAAAUCGCAGAAGACCCCGAAGACGCUAAGGCUCGCCAGGAAGUCGAGAGACUUAAUGCCGAGUUCGCGAAACUUGCUGUCGAGAAGGAGACUACAGUCUCAUAG